Molecule: messenger RNA, 1562 nt
Organism: Paramecium pentaurelia
Lineage: Eukaryota; Ciliophora; Oligohymenophorea; Peniculida; Parameciidae
Source: the annotation of a GenBank genome assembly
AUGUAGAGAAAGGAAAGCAAAAAGGCCACAAUCCCAAAAAUGAUGGCUAGAGUUCUUUAAUAUUAGGAUGCAUCUGAUAAACUUACUCAAUUUCUCUUUAUUAAAUAAGGCUAGGAUAGAAUACGAAGAAUUAUUCUGGCAUUUUUGAUUGCAGAUUUUACAAACCUUAUUCUGGUUUCAGGAUAAUGGUAUGUAGGAUUUCAUCAAACAUUGAAAGAAUGGCUUGAAGAUUUAGAUAAUCGAUUUAUAAAAGCACAUUUGCAUAUACUUUCAUUUAAGAAUAGUGAUUUUUUAUAAACAAGCUUUUGGGUUGAUAGUACUAAAACAAAGAAAUUAUUUAGAUGGGAUAGAACAAUAAUCUCAGAAGUAUUAAACGGAUUUAAUGGAAAAUGUAUUACUAUUGCUUUCAAAUAUAAUCGCAAAUAUAGAAGUUAAUAUAAAUUUGAUGUUUUACCAUCAAAUUCAAAAAGAGUUAUAUGGAUUGCAAGAGAAUAAACAAAACAUAAUUUUGAAAGUGUUACUCAAGUUAUGAACAUUCAACCAAUUAUAAGUGGAGAUUGUGUUAAGAUAGCAAUUAAUUUUUAUAAUAAAAUGACAUUUAUUGAUCCAGAUACAAUAGAAUUUGAAGAACCAUAGAUUGAAUAAUCUAAAGAAUGCAUUUGUCCAAUUUAAAGUUUGUUCUUUGAUUGGGUGAGUAUAUAAUAUGCAAAAUAGAGACCAUAAUUGAAUGAUUAUCAAGUUCAUCCACAUUUACAUUUAAUAGAUUGUAGAUGUGCUGGAGUUGAUACAGUUGCAUAUUAAUUUGUUUAUGAAGCUUGUGAAUUAGGUAUGCUAUAGCACAAUGAACAUCUUAGGAUCAUUUAGAAAUGACCUUAUAGGAAUACCUAUUGAAGUUGUAUAACAAGGAUAAGAGGUAGUAACAGAAUUGAACAAAGUAGGUCUUGUAAGUGAUAGAGAAUGUAAACUCCAAUUAAGAAAACAAGAUUAACUAAUAUUCUAUUUAACAAGUGGAGAUUGACUAUUUUAUAAAUAAUAAAUUUUAUUUUUCAUAAAAUGGUACAUAAAGAAUUUGGAGAUAUUUUUAAGAGAUUUGUGUAAAUUCCUAUUCUAAAAAAUACAUUUGCUGAACAUUUUUAUUUAGCAUUUUAAUAUCUUCCAGGACAUGCAUUAGAAAGGAAUUCAAAUCAUUUGGUUUUGAGAUAUAAAGUACCAUAAAAUAUAAUGAAUAUGAAUGGAUCAGUUCAUGGAGGUGCAUUAGCUACUAUAUUAGAUUGUGCAACUACUAUAGCAAUUUUGAGAGGAGAUAAAAAUUUAUCAAGAACAGUCAGGUAUUAUCAUAUUAUAUUUAAGUAUUGAAUUAGGUUUAUCAUUUAUAAGUCCUGCUAAAUUAAAUGAUUCUUUACUUAUACAUGCAGUUUGUCAAAAAGUAGGCAAAAAUAUAGCAUAUUCAGUUUGUGAUAUUUAUGAAGAACAUGAUAUGAAAUUGGUAACAACAGGUAGACAUAUAAAAGCAGUUUUACCUGGAACAUUUUUUGAUUCAGAUUUCAAAAAAAUUUCAUGAA